Molecule: messenger RNA, 6902 nt
Organism: Platichthys flesus (European flounder)
Lineage: Eukaryota; Metazoa; Chordata; Actinopteri; Pleuronectiformes; Pleuronectidae
Gene: slc9a1a
Product: solute carrier family 9 member A1a
Exons: 12
Coding region: 822-3179 (785 amino acids)
Biological process (GO): proton transmembrane transport; sodium ion transport; regulation of pH
Cellular component (GO): membrane
Molecular function (GO): sodium:proton antiporter activity
Source: RefSeq, a predicted model, not a curated record
UGAAGGUUGUACCGAGCGAAACAGACUCGCUCCCCCCCUCGCUCAGGCUUCACAACCCGGGACAAGCCUCCCGGAGCUGGGGGAUCAUCAACACACCCAGAGUCUCCUCCGCACCUCAAUCAUCCCCAGCCCGAGGGUCUCUCUGUGCUGCUGGGCCGCCGGCCGAGCUCCUGUCCUCCCGGGGACUCACCGAGGGGGAAACGCCGCAUCCACACGGACACUGUAAAAGAGAAAAAGUUGAAACACGCAGAACGUACGGCAGGAAGACGAUGUGGCAGCCGUGCGGCUUCUCCUCAAGGUCAGCAUCGGGGCACAGCCGCCUCACGGAGCACUUUCUCGGGCAGUCGGAGAGGAGCCCUCCACGGCGAGGCGCGGAGCGGAUGCCCCUGUGUCCUCUGUUACCUCCAGCAUCAACGGGGACAUCGUCCACGCACACCGACAGCCACUGACAGAGAAGCCGGGGACAAACUUGGGGAAACGCGGCUGUGUGAAUAACACAAGGAACGGAGAAGGAGCAGCGUGUACUCUUGCAGCGGUAUUGUAAAAGUCAGCUCCAGCCGCUCCCCCGCCUUCUUCCUCCGGCCUGUGUCGGUGCGAGUGUUCACCUGGCGACGGGGGAACGAACCAGAGCCGGAUCCGAAGCUAGCUAACGUCCCCGGGGGGAAGGGGCUCCCGGUUCGGUGCACGCCAGCCGAACCCACCGCUGAACUCACGAACUUAAUCAACGAACCCAACAUUGCGAAGUUGUGAGUGACUCAACUUCCUUGAACCUGUUCGGGUUUUUUUCCAAGCGGACUUUAAAGUAUCAUUUCCUGGACACCAUGCCCUCGGGGACGGGCUCUCUCCGCCCGGCCGGGACCGGUAGGAAGCUACCGGAGCGGGGGCUGCUCCUGCUGGUGGUGCUGGUGCUCCUGGAGGGAUCCGUGCUCCCCCUCGGAGCCGCCGGCUCUCCGGAUGUCACUCCCCCGGAACAUGGAGGCGGCCACAAAGCUUCGGACCCGGGACAAAACUUCACCAAGAAGGCUUUCCCUGUGCUCAGCCUCGACUACCACCACAUACAACUCCCAUUUGAAAUCGCAUUAUGGGUGCUGCUGGCGUCUUUAAUGAAAUUAGGGUUCCACCUGAUUCCUCGUCUGUCCAGCAUUGUGCCAGAGAGCUGCCUGUUGAUUGUGGUGGGCCUGCUGGUGGGGGGGCUCAUCAAAUUGGCUGGAGAGGAGGUCCCACCACUGCUGGACUCCAAGUUGUUCUUCCUCAUCCUGCUUCCGCCCAUCAUCCUGGACGCCGGCUACUUCCUGCCCAUCCGCCCGUUCAUGGAGAACCUGGGCACGAUCCUGAUGUUCGCCGUGGUGGGGACCCUGUGGAAUGCCUUCUUCAUCGGGGGCCUCCUGUACGGCGUGUGUCAGAUCCAGCCCGAGCACUCGUCCCUCCACGCAAUAGAGCUGCUGCCUUGCCUGCUGUUCGGCUCCAUCAUCUCGGCCGUGGAUCCCGUCGCUGUGCUCGCUGUGUUUGAGGAGAUCCACAUCAACGAGCUGCUGCACAUCCUGGUGUUCGGCGAGUCCCUGCUGAACGACGCUGUCACUGUGGUGCUGUACCACCUAUUUGAGGAGUACACAGCCGCUGGGACAGUGACAGUGGUCGAUUGCAUACUUGGAAUGAUCUCCUUCCUGGUGGUUGCGUUGGGGGGUGUUCUAGUGGGAGCCAUCUACGGCUUCCUGGCAGCCCUGACCUCGCGCUUCACCUCCCACGUGCGUGUCAUCGAACCACUUUUUGUCUUUGUGUACAGCUACAUGGCCUACCUGUCGGCGGAGAUGUUCCACCUCUCCGGCAUCAUGGCGUUGAUCGCGUGUGGAGCGGUGAUGCGGCCCUACAUGGAGGCCAAUAUAUCCCACAAGUCCCACACCACCAUCAAGUACUUCCUGAAGAUGUGGAGCAGCGUCAGCGAGACGCUCAUCUUCAUCUUUCUGGGCGUGGCCACGGUGGACGGACCCCACUACUGGAACUGGACCUUCGUCACCGUCACCGUGGUCCUAUGUCUGGUGGCGCGGGUCAUAGGUGUGGUUGGCUUGACCUUCAUCAUCAACAAGUUCCGCAUUGUGAAGCUUACCACCAAGGACCAGUUCAUUAUAGCCUACGGUGGCCUGCGAGGUGCCAUCGCCUUCUCCCUGGGCUUCCUGCUGGACAGCGAACUCUUCCCCAUGAGAAAGAUGUUCCUCACGGCCAUCAUCACCGUUAUCUUCUUCACAGUCUUCGUACAGGGCAUGACCAUCAAGCCCCUGGUGGAGCUUCUGGCAGUGAAGAAGAAACAGGAGGCCAAGCGCACGAUUAACGAGGAAAUCCACACCCAGUUCCUCGACCACCUCCUGACUGGUAUUGAGGACAUCUGUGGACACUAUGGACACCACCACUGGAAGGACAAACUGAACCGCUUCAACAAGAAGUAUGUGAAGAAGUUCCUGAUUGCCGGCGAGCGCUCCAAGGAGCCACAGCUCAUCGCCUUCUAUCACAAGAUGGAGAUGAAGCAGGCCAUUGAGCUGGUGGAGAGCGGCGGGGGAGUCAAGAUGCCUGCUGCUGUUCCCUCCACCGUCUCCAUGCAGAACAUUCAGCCCAAGAAGCCUCCUGCUCCCAAGACUGGGGACCGAGCGAUGCCGGCGCUGCCUAAGGGCAGAGAGGAGGAGAUCAGGAAGAUCCUGAGGAGCAACCUCCAGAGGACACGACAGAGGCUGCGCUCCUACAACAGACACACGCUGGUGAUUGAUCCGUUUGAAGAUGGAUUCAGUGACUUGCUCAUCAAGAAGCAUAAGAUGAUUGAGCUGGAGAAGAAGAUAAAACAGAUGAAUAACUACCUGACGGUGCCGGCUGCUCCUCCCGACUCGCCGACAAUGUGUCGUGCCCGACUGGCCUCAGACCCACAGGCCUACAGCAUGAAGCCGGAGUCGGGCAGCGUGCCGAGCAUCCAGGUGGACCUGGCCUCCCCUCAGUCUCCAGACUCUGUCAACGUGGUGGAUGAGUUCAGACGGGCCAAGCGGGAGGAGGAGGAAGAGGAGCAGGGCCUGAUGAUGAAGCCCCCACAUGGGCAGAGCGGACCUAGCAAGACAGGCGAGCCGCAGAAGAUGACACGGUGCCUGAGUGACCCGGGUCCCAGCGCCGACGAGGAGGAGGAAGAACCCUUCCUGCCGUAGAGCGGCGGAGCGGCUGUGGAGGGAUCCAGGUGCUUGGCUAGAGGAGAGAGAGCUGCUUCACCGCUCUAGAUGAUCUCUUUGGUUCAGAAACCAAAGAAGCCAAAACUGCUGAAGCUGUACAAAGAUUAUCUGAAGAAAAAAGAGCCAUUAGUUUGUUAUUGUCAUUGCUCUUUAUUUUUUUAGAGCGGCUUGGAGCAGCAGACGCUGACAGAUUAUGAUGGAUCAUGUGAGACAUUCAGGAAAGAACUAUGCAUUACCAAAGGUCUGGACUGUUGGUCAGACAGAGUCCUUCUCACCUUAGUGUCCGACUGGUUUAUUUCUUACUUCGUGAUUUCAUAGUUGUCAAAUCAAGUCAAAUCAAACUACUUCAGUCCAGUUUUUCUCUUUUUCACAAAAACAACUUGAGUUCUCUCUGUCCGUCUCUUGAAAAUAGCUGAAAAUCCAAACACGUAGUGAGUCAAACAAAUACUUUUGCCUUAUUUUAAUGUCAGAUCUUUUCACUUGGUGCAUUUUAAUUUCAGGGGGCACUGACGAAUGUUUGUUGAGGUGCAGGUUAAAGCUGGAUGUAUUUAGCCACCGUGCAAAAAGAGCCGCAGCUCUUUAAAGUCCGGCGGCCUCGUGGAGGGAACUGACGCAAACUCCCUCGCUCUUGUUUAAAGUAGUUUGACCUUCGUGAAGCUGAGUGUGCGACAGGCAGCGACGCAGCACAGAUGUUUGUAAUGUCAGUCGUCACAUUUCUGUCUUUAGAUGUUUUAAUGUUUUACCUCCAUCGGUCAGUUGUUAGAGUGGAUUCCUCAGAUGGUAACAUCUUAACGCUCAUCACCUCACUGGAGUUUUUAAUACAUCAGAUCUAACGCUCACUAUCUUUUAGUCGCCUUCUAGCGUUCUUCAUUUUGAGGUCCCACGUUGCUCUCGAGCAUAUUUCAGAACAAAGUGAAGAUUUGUUUGUACAGGAAUCAGCCACGCCCCCUAAGCUUCUUAAGACUGUGGCCACGUGACGGCAAAAACAUAUAUAUUUAACUCUAUGCAGUAUGGGUGUGUAAUUUAUGUUAAUUAAUUAUAAUAUCAUAUAUCUAUGAAAAACCUUUUAAACUAAAGUCUUAUAAUCUUCAUGCAAAACACAACAAACUAAAAACUAAUCGCUGAAGUCAAACACGGGCAUUAAGACAAACAAUCAUAGAAAAAACGGCAUUUUUGCACAUUCGAGCAAGAAUGAAAAGUUAUUUGCAGUCAACACGACAUUCAGUUCUGUCGAUACAGUCACUGGAUGAGUUCUUCCUCUCCGGCUGUUUUAAAGGUGUUGGUGACGAAUGGAUCCUGAUCCUCUCACAUCACAGCAGAGGACCACGACAGUAAUGGGAUAUCUGGUCCGUGUACCUGAUCCCCAGUCGAGGGCGUUUAGUUCCCUUCUUUCCGCCAACACGUUUCCUGCUCUCCUAUUUCUGAAAAGAGUAACUGCGGCAGAGAGAUGCGGGGGGGGUCAAACCCUGAAGCGUCUUGUCUCCCUGCCACGACCACAUUUAAAUUCUCUUUCGGAAAUACCCCCGUGCUGAAAAUGACAACAGACAAUGUUAAAAAGCUCGGGAAUGACUAAACGACAGGGGGCGCCUUCUUCUCCUCCUCUUCCUCAGAUCCGCCUCCUAUUAAAGAAUCCUGGAGAGGCGUUUUUCUAUUAUGUCUCCCAAAGUGUUAAAAGAUUAAAACCUCCAGUCGAAGGCAGUUUCUUGAUCUCUACUUCUGCCCAGACCUUUCGGGGGGUUUCAGGAAGUUUACAGCCUGUACUGUAAUAACACAUCGAGGGAAUAUGAAGCCUUUCAUAUCAAAAUGGAAACCAAAUCAAUCAAAUAAUCCUUUAAAAUAAGACAAAGAACUUAAAUCUCUAUUUUCAUGCUUACACCAAAUGAAUCUUUUUGGGGGCAAACACUUCUCCUCUUCAGGGAAACGUUUGCUUCACAAAACCUCAGUUUGAAGCCAAACACCUUAAAGAUAAAUUCAUUAUGUCAGAAUGUCAUUCACAUCAUUUUGCCUUUUGUUUCUGCUCAACGCACAAACAUCUUUAAUCUUUUAAUCACUUUUUUUUCAAACGAAUGUUUUAUCAAUUUGAAAAGUUUGUGCUCUUGAUAUUUAUUUUCUUUCUUCAGCGAUGAAUUGUUUUAAGUCUCUGCCUGUAGUCCGCAUUGAUUGUGUUGGACUGUUGUGUCACCAGAUCUAUGACGCUUUGUGUUGUUUUUCUGCAUCUUUUUGCUUUAAAACACUUCAUGUGCUUUACUCAUUCAACUGCUGUUGUCAUGCAGAGACCUGUAUUAAGUCUUUACAGGCAAAUAUGGUCUCUCUCUCUUUAUCGCCAUGUGCUUUCACUGCUGCAGUGCAACGCUCCAUGUGGAUUACAGAGUUUUUUUAAAGCUGCAUUGUUUUUCAUGUGUAACCUGUAACGACACUCCAGAAGCUUUUUUAUCACCCAAAGUUCAAACUGUGGAGUUCAGGCUCUGGCUUCAUAUCAGAGCAACGAGCUGAAUCUACCAUUAGACACUUAACGGUUCAGUUUCACAAGCGUUGCGAUCAAAUCAAAGACAGAUUGUUUCACUGGGGGAAAGUAAAGCAAACGCCUCGAUUACAAUCUGCCACACAAGCUGCUUCCUGACUCUGAAGCUGAAGGACACACUGGUGUUUUUGCAUGUUUCUGCUUUAAUUUUACGUUUCCUCUGCAAUUUCACGCAAAUUAAUUUCCUUUCGAAAAAACAGAUGUUUUUAAACUUCAUGAACAUCAGGUUGUAGAGAUGUCAGGUACAUUAUUUUGUUGUGUAAUAAUAACUAGCAGCAGCAGUGCCAUGCGACGGUGAAAUACACGUAAGCUAACGUUGUUGUUUCAAAGGUAGAAAAACACUGUUGUACAAAUAGUGUUGCACGGAUUUGGUGCAUUUUACUACGUGGACGAAAAUAUGCAAAGACGCUGGUAUGUUCCUCUCGAUGCAGUUAGAUCGGACCAGUGCAAGGGGAGAAUGUGGGUGAACAUUGAGUUAAUUAUAAAAAGCUGUAAUCACUCACACACACACCUCAUCACCACAGUGAUCCUGUCGUGUGUCAUCUCUCCUCCACCCAAAGACUGUUCUCCUCCCUCGCUCACCUCAUCAGUCUCUCCCUCGGGUUCCACCGUUCACACGACCCUGAGCACUUUAACGAAGCAGAACCUUUAUCUCGAGAAGCUGAUGUUGGAGCGAGCAAUACGAGGCUUUAGUGUAACGUGCACGUCACAGGGGGGAAAGGAAUGUACUGUCAUGCCGGGCCUUGUCAAAGAAAUGGGUUUGUGUUUUUGGUCCUGACAUAAGGAGAAGCUGGGAUUUCAGAUUGUUUGUGAAGGCCUCGCGAUGACUGAUCAUGUUUCCCUUUAUUUCCUUCACAAUCUGUUUGUCUUCAUGUUUUUAUUGAAAUUAUGUGACAGUUUUCUUUGUGCAGUUUGACAAUUUCAAUUUUGCAAUAAUGAAAGAUAAUUUUUUACUAAAUGUACACAUGACUGGGAAAUAUAUAUAUAUAUAUGUAGUAUAAUUAGAGAUAAUUAUGUAUUAGAAAUGUAUUAUGAUGAUCUGAACGAUACGUGUGCACUUUCUUUCUGAUUAAUCUUCAGCUUUCAGCAUUCCAUUCCUGUAUCGACCAGUGAAAACUAACAACCAGAGGUGAAACUAUGUCAGAAAAAAUAUAUAUAGAAUAAAGUUUUACUUUAUAGCA